Messenger RNA from Balaenoptera acutorostrata (minke whale), 1635 nucleotides. It is a transcript of the gene CENPBD1, whose product is annotated as Putative CENPB DNA-binding domain-containing protein 1. Gene Ontology annotation, cellular component: nucleus. Gene Ontology annotation, molecular function: DNA binding. The coding region runs from base 1 to 1635 and encodes 544 amino acids. The transcript has a single exon. The record is from RefSeq and is a predicted model, not a curated record. Lineage: Eukaryota; Metazoa; Chordata; Mammalia; Artiodactyla; Balaenopteridae.
AUGCCUGGGAAAAGGCCCCGAAAUGCGACGGCCAUCCCGAGUGCCAAAAGGGAACGGAAAGCAAUUACCCUCGACGUGAAAUUAGAAGUGUUAAGACGGUUUGAAGUGGGUGAAAAGCUCAGCCAGGUCGCAAAGGCCUUAGGCCUUGCUGUCUCUACAGUGGCGACAAUCCGAGAUAACAAAGAAAAAAUCAAAGCGAGUUCACAAAUAGCUACUCCGUUGAGAGCCUCCCGGUUGACUCGCCACCGAAGUGCAGUCAUGGAGACCAUGGAGCGAUUGUUGCGUGUGUGGCUUGAAGACCAGAGCCAGCGAAACGUGCCCCUGAGCGUCGCCGUUAUUCAGGAGAAGGCUAAGAGUUUGUUUGAUGACUUACAGCGUGAACAAGGGGAAAGCUCGCAAACAGCAAAGUUUAGUGCAAGUAAAGGGUGGUUUGUGAGAUUCAAGGAACGCCACUGUUUGCCCCACUUCAAGAUGAACAGCACGGCUCCUGGCAAGGAGGAUGUAUAUCCAGAAGUCCUGAAAAGCAUCAUCCAAGAAGGUGAGUACACCCCCCAGCAAGUUUUUAAUGUAGAUGAGACAGGGCUUUAUUGGAAAAGAAUGCCUGAAAGAACGUUUAUUUCGGUAGAAGAGAAAGCUGAGCCCGGGUUUAAAUCAUCCAAAGAUCGCUUGAUGCUGCUUCUUGGCGGCAAUGCAGCUGGGGACUUUAAGUUGAAGCCCUUAUUGGUGUACCACUCAGAAAACCCCAAGGCUCUGGAGGGGUACUCCAAGCCCAAUUUGCCUGUGAUUUGGCGCUCAAAUAAAAAGGCUUGGGCAACCAGGAGCAUCUUUCAUGAGUGGUUCACAUACUUUUUUUGUCCUGCCAUUGAAAAAUACUGUGCCCAAAAUAAUCUCACCAACAAAGCACUGCUCAUCUUAGACAACGCACCAUGCCACCCAGUAAAUUUGAGCGAUCUGUCUGAUAAUGUAAGAGUGGAAUAUCUUCAUGACAAUACAGCUGACUCGAUCCAGCCCAUGGGUCAAGGUGUGGCCUCUACCUUCAAAGCUCAUUACCUGAGAAGAACUUUUGAGCACAUCCUAGAAGCAACAGAUGGGGACGAUACAGCUGAGAUCAGGGAGUUUUGGAGAAAGUACAGCAUCAUGGAUGCUGUGGACAACAUUGCAAUAGCUUGGGAGGAGCUCAGGCCAGCAACAAUGAACGGCGUGUGGAAGAAGAUUUGGCCCGAGUGUGUUCAGUUCCAGAGUGUUUCCCAAACAGACAACAUUGCCCAGCUUCAACAGAAUAUCGUGACCCUUGCCAAGAGUGUGGCGCUCGGAGAGGUGGGAGAAGCUGACGUGGACCAGCUGCUGCUGUCCCACGAGGAGGGUCUCUCAAAUGAGGAGCUGGUGCGGCUGGAGCAGGAACCGGCAGGAGAGGAGGAGGAGGCAGGUGAAGAGGCUGCACCUGCCCUGCGCCAACUAACCACACGGGAGCUGUCAGCAGCCUUCGCGCAUUUCGAGGCCGGCUUGCAGGUCCUUACCGGUAACAGCCCUGAUGAUGCGUGGAACCUGAAAGUUUCGAGAGCAAUCAACGACGCAAUAAGCUGCUACAGGGACCUGUACAGUGAGAAGGAGCGGCGCUCAAAGCAGCUCUCCUAG